AUGCCCAUGGACGAACGUGAACUCGGGCAGCGCGUCAAGGCGCUCACAAAGUGCGUUGCUGCGAAUGAGCCUCCGGAGAACGCCAUCAAGCUGCUCGAGACACUUAAGAAGGAUGCGUCUCCUACCGAAGAGAUGCUAAGGGCAACAAGAGCUGGUGUGUUUGUUGGCAAACUUCGUUCAAAUCCGAACAAAGAGAUCGCACGUGCGGCCGCCGAACUCGUGAGCAAGUGGAAGAAACUUGUCGAACAGGAGAAGAGCUCGAAACUCCAAAAGUCAAAGGUGGGAUCGGGAUCCCCAGCACCAGCUCCCGCACCGGCUCCCACAUCGUCUCCCGCGCCUCCUCCAUCGUCCUCUGGAAACCCCGGAGCUAAGUACAAGGGUGAUAUCGAGAAGCGCAAGUACGAAACCGACAACGUCAACGUCAAGCGAACCGACUCGGCCGUCCGAAACUCAUGCAUUGGUCUUAUCUACAACGGCCUGGCGUACCGAUCAACAACAUCCGAGAACGACGUCGUUAACAAAGCCGUCUCUGUCGAAAAUGCCGCCUUUGUUAAGUUCAAGGGCGAGACACCCGACUACAAGAAGAAGAUUCGAUCGCUUUUCACCAACCUCAAGAACAAGUCCAACCGAGAACUCGGAAAGAGCGUCUUGUCUGGGGAGAUUUCUCCGGAAAAGUUUGUCGUCAUGUCUGACGAUGAGCUCAAGAGUGAGGAGCAGCGCAAGAAGGAGCUCGAGCUGGAGAAGGAGAACAUGAAGAUGGCCCAGGUGCCUCAGGAACAGAAGAGUAUCAGCGAGAGUCUGGAGUGCGGCAAAUGCAAGAAGAAGCAGGUUAGCUACACGCAAGCGCAGACCCGAGCUGCUGAUGAACCGAUGACUACUUUCUGCGAGUGCAUGGCUUGCGGAAACCGAUGGAAGUUCUCUUAA
Molecule: messenger RNA, 924 nt
Organism: Fusarium venenatum
Lineage: Eukaryota; Fungi; Ascomycota; Sordariomycetes; Hypocreales; Nectriaceae
Product: transcription factor S-II, central domain-containing protein
Biological process (GO): transcription elongation by RNA polymerase I; regulation of mRNA 3'-end processing; transcription elongation by RNA polymerase II
Cellular component (GO): nucleus
Molecular function (GO): RNA polymerase II transcription regulatory region sequence-specific DNA binding; zinc ion binding
Source: RefSeq, a predicted model, not a curated record